AUGGUCGAACGCCCCAACAAACCCUCCUCCCUCGUCGCAACCCCCGGCCUCCCCCCCCAACCAACAGUCAACUUCUCCGACGACAACUCCCUCGUCACCGCCACCCUCCCCACCGGCGAGUCCAUCACCGUCCUCCUCUACGGCGCCACCGUCAUCUCCUGGAAGGACUCCUCCUCGACAGAAAAGCUCUGGCUCUCCUCAGCCGCCAAGCUUGACGGCACCAAGCCCGUCCGAGGCGGCAUCCCCCUCGUCUUCCCCGUCUUCGGGCCCCCUCCCGCCGGUCACGCUCAGACCUCCUCCCUCCCGCAGCACGGUUUCGCCCGGACGUCCAGGUGGGAAUUCCUCGGCAAAUCCACCAGCGAGAGCUCGGGCGAUCAGCAAACGGGGGACCUGUCCGUCAAGCUUGAUUUCGGCCUCUCCAGCGCGGCGGACGGGCUGGAUCCAAAGGGCAAGGCGGCCUGGCCGUUCAAGUUCAACCUGAUCUACAGCGUGACGCUGAACAGGAGGGAUCUGACGACGAGCUUGGUGGUGACGAACGAUGAUGAGAGGGCGUUUGAUUGCCAGGUUUUGAUGCAUACCUAUCUCAAGGUUAAGGACAUCACAAACGUUACUAUUUCCGGCCUCGACAGCUCAUCCUACGUCGACAAGGUUGACGCUGCCUCGACAAAGACACAGUCGGGGGAGAUUAGGAUUGAGGGCGAGACGGACAGGGUGUACACCGCCGAUGGGCCGGUGAUUGUGUCCGAGGGCGGCAAGACUCUCUUUACCGUCACGAGGGACAACCUCUCCAACGUGGUUGUCUGGAACCCCUGGGUCGAAAAGGCCAAGGGCAUGGGUGAUUUCGAGCCAAAGGAUGGGUACAAGGAGAUGCUCUGUGUUGAGCCAGGGUCGGUAGGCGGCUGGCAGACGCUGGAGAAGGGGGAUGCGUUUGAGGGAGCGCAGACGAUCGCUUUGGGGGCUUGA
Molecule: messenger RNA, 963 nt
Organism: Podospora anserina S mat+
Lineage: Eukaryota; Fungi; Ascomycota; Sordariomycetes; Sordariales; Podosporaceae
Exons: 2
Coding region: 1-963 (320 amino acids)
Biological process (GO): carbohydrate metabolic process
Molecular function (GO): isomerase activity; carbohydrate binding
Source: RefSeq, a predicted model, not a curated record